Aphis gossypii (cotton aphid) is the source of this 1588-nucleotide messenger RNA. RefSeq lists its product as uncharacterized. The record is from RefSeq and is a predicted model, not a curated record. Gene Ontology annotation, cellular component: nucleus. NCBI's taxonomy places the organism in Eukaryota, Metazoa, Arthropoda, Insecta, Hemiptera, Aphididae. The transcript has 3 exons. Bases 612 to 1214 code for a protein of 200 amino acids.
GUGUAAUAUAAUAUAUAUAUAUAUUGUCAGGCCGUUUAUUCGUUUCAAUUUUUAUUUUUCACGGUUUCAAUUCGUUAGAUCGACCAUGUAACAAUAAAUUAUUAUAUAGCUACAUAAUGAUUUAUAAAGGACCGCUUAAGUGUUUGUGUAUGUGUGUGUGUGUGUGUGUGUGUGUACCUAGUACCUACAACGGCGUUACCUAGAAAGGCGGCGGUGGCGGCAGAGACGUUUCGUCGAACCGUUUUUGGCCAGCCUGAAAAACAGUUGCUCCUCCUUCGCCUAUGCUACAUUGCCGCUGCCGCAUCACGAGUCACGACCACCGGAAUCCCCACCACCACCGCAGCUGACGACCACGACAUCUACGUAUCCCCGGUCGUAUUUGCCGCCUAUCGAACGGCGCUCGGCACUCGCGGGCAGCUCGGCCUUAACAGUCGACAAUCAGACAAUCCACAGGUUACGUAGUACUCUGUUAAGUCAUCGGUCUGCUAUCGUAGCAUCGAGUCGUAAUAUCCCUUCCGAAUUAUCGCAUUUCUGCACGUUUACUUCGAAAUUUUUCGCAAAUACAUCGAAUACUUUUUUUUCCUCUUAAUUUAUAUUAAUCAACGUUUAUCAUGCCUAAUGCUGUAAAUGAAACAAUGAAUCACGUUCAUGAACCAACGGAAGACGAAUCGUUUCAAAGAAUAGAUGCAGAACAAAUUGAUCUAGAAGAAGACGACAUGGAAACGAAUACGAAUGACAGUGACACUUGGCCCAAUCACGAACACGAGAAUGACAACAUAUUUUCCGAUAAUGAUGAAAUAAACAGCAGUCCGUCGCCGACGAUGGAAACAGCUAGUCCGUCCGUCCCUGAAGUCAUGCAUAUCGGGUCUUCGGACGCCGCGGCCGGUCGAAAUCGUGGCAGGAACGUAGCUAGAAGAGGACGUCGUGGCCCUCAUUCAAGGUUAAGUCACUCAAGAGCUCCAUUUCCUUUGUACUGCAGUACGCCUUUUGGAUGUGGCUUGACAUUCAAUGGUUUUGCCAAAAACCUUGAACUAGAGAAAAUUUUGGACUGUACUGCUGCAGUGUCCUGGAGUGAUACACUAUUGUUUCUAGUCCAAUGGCGCAACGACGGCAAUAAAGUCAGAAUAAUUGAGUCCAGCCUUUUGCGGAAGUAUAGUCCGCAAAUGCUUAUGGACUUUUACGAAAAGAAGAUGGUCGAACAUUGUCGCUCAUGAUACGCCUGCUUCAGUUCGCAAGCAAUUAAUAAAAAAUGCCAUUUUCAGUUUAAUUUUUUUACAUUUAUAUUGUUCAUAAUACAUAUUAUUUAAAUUAAUAUUAUAUUUUUUUUCUUAAUGGUAGUUUUAAUCAAUAAUUUAAUCCUUUUUUUUUAUUUGUAUAAUAUAUUUUUUGAACAUUUUUUUUUCUAAUAUUAUUUUAAGAUUAAAUGACACUAUACAAUUAUAAUUAUAAUUAAAUAUAUAGAUUCCUCCUUUUAUGAAGUGUUGUCAACUCUUUAUUUCCGUGUAAUGUUUCUUGAAGGUGUGCAAGUAUAAUAUGUAUUGACAUAUAAGUCAUCUAACAACGGUUUUGCAACAGUUAAAUCUUAAAU